AUGGCACAGACAAACUUAACUGACGAUGAAAACCAAAAACCACUAAGAGAACUGUGGUGCUCGGCCGAAUUUAUCAGAGGUGUAGAUUGCGAGCUUAUUUUUCUUUCCGCUGUAAAUAUAUUUCUUUCCAUCACUGCAUUUCUGGGGAACACUCUGAUCCUAGUUGCUUUACACAAGGAAACUUCACUUCACCCGCCGUCCAAACUCCUGUAUCGUAACCUAGCGAUAACUGAUCUCUGUGUUGCUAUCAUUGGACAGCCUUUGAAUGUGACUUAUUGGAUUUCUGUGGUGACGGAAAGAUGGAAUUCGAAUAUUUGCUAUAAUUACGGACUUCGGGGAUCACGUUUCUCAGGUUAUACUUUGUGUUCAGUGUCUUUAUUAACAUCGACUGCAAUAAGCGUGGACAGACUUCUCGCCUUGUUACUGGGGCUCAGAUACAGACAACUUGUAACUUUGAAAAGA
This is a messenger RNA of Porites evermanni, 462 nucleotides long. NCBI's taxonomy places the organism in Eukaryota, Metazoa, Cnidaria, Anthozoa, Scleractinia, Poritidae. The record is from the annotation of a GenBank genome assembly.